CCUCGUAGACUCGUAGUUACAACCUUCGCGUUCUUGACCGUGCGAAUUCCAACACUCUUCUUCGUUUCGUCUUCUCGUCCUUCGAAGUUUCUCCAGAUCUGAGCCCCUUCUCCGAGGUCUUCUCUCCCUUUCUCUCUCUCGUUCUUGGGUCUUCUCCUCUCGAGAUCCACCUCUCUCCUUGAUCCUUGGUACUCCGUUGUUGUCCUUUGGUGCAGGAAUGGCGGAGGACGGCGUCUCUUCGAAUUCGCGCUAUGUGAAGCUCACAAAGGACCAGGAUGCUCCCAUGGAGGAGAUCCGGCCCGGAGAGCUCAACCAACCCGUUAGGGUUCCUCAGUUGGAGGUUCGCAAGUGCGUUGAGUGCGGCCAGCCGCUUCCGGAGAGCUAUUCCCCUCCGGCGGAUGAGCCUUGGACUACCGGGAUCUUUGGAUGUGCGGAUGAUAUGGAUAGCUGUUGGACUGGGUUAUUUUGCCCAUGUGUGUUGUUUGGCCGUAAUGUCGAGCGCAUAAGAGAAGAUAUACCCUGGACAAGGCCAUGUGUUUGUCAUGCUAUUUGUGUUGAAGGAGGUGUUGCACUUGCCGCUGCUACAGCUCUGAUCCAUGGUAUUGAGCCAAGAACUGCAUUUCUGAUUGGAGAAGGGUUGUUAUUUACUUGGUGGAUGUGCGGUAUCUAUACUGGUAUUUUCAGGCAGCAGCUGCAAAAAAAAUAUCACCUCAAGAAUUCUCCAUGUGAUCCAUGUAUGGUCCACUGCUGCAUGCAUUGGUGUGCAAACUGCCAGGAACACCGAGAAAUGAAGAAUCGUCUAUCGGAAAAUGCGAUUAUGCCAAUGACUGUCGUCAAUCCACCGCCUGUGCAGGAGAUGAACAUGAAUGAAAGCCACGAAAUCCCUGUUGCUGAGAACAAUGGUGAACAAGGCCAACGCGGUGCUGCCUUGGAGAUGCAUCCCUUGUAGGGUAGGUUUGGAUGAUAAAUACAUUGAUGCGGUUUUCCGGUUUUCUGAGUUGACUGUUUUCUUUGGACAUUUGUUGGUUGCUCAAGUUACUAUUUUUUCUUACAUACCCAUAUAUAUAUAUACAUGCCAAAAAGAAAAAAGCUAGUAAUUAUUGAGGAAAUUUGUCAUGAAUAUACACUCUUUUUUGGAAAUAAUGUGUUCAGCUUUUUAAUUUGCA
Molecule: messenger RNA, 1166 nt
Organism: Dioscorea cayenensis subsp. rotundata (Guinea yam)
Lineage: Eukaryota; Viridiplantae; Streptophyta; Magnoliopsida; Dioscoreales; Dioscoreaceae
Product: cell number regulator 6-like
Source: RefSeq, a predicted model, not a curated record